Molecule: messenger RNA, 876 nt
Organism: Mizuhopecten yessoensis (Yesso scallop)
Lineage: Eukaryota; Metazoa; Mollusca; Bivalvia; Pectinida; Pectinidae
Product: GATA zinc finger domain-containing protein 14-like
Exons: 1
Coding region: 1-876 (291 amino acids)
Source: RefSeq, a predicted model, not a curated record
AUGGUAACUAAUUCUAACUACAUUACAGAAAGUAUAGAACUCAGUUCCGGCUGCAAUACAGUCAAUACGGCAGCCAGUUCCGGCCAUAAUACAGACAAUAUGGUAGCCAUUUUCGGCCACAAUGCAGACAAUAUGGCAAUCAGUUCCGGCAACAAUACAGACAAUAUGGCGACCAGUACCUGCCAUAAUACAGACAAUAUGGCAGCUAGUUCCAGCCAUAAUACAGACAAUAUGGUAGCCAUUUUUGGCCUCAAUACAGACAAUAUGGCAGUCAGUUCCAGCCAUAAUACAGACAAUAUGGCGACCAGUACCAGCCACAACACAGACAAAAUGGCAGCCAUUUCCAGCCACAAUACGGACAAUAUGGCAGCUAGUUUUGGCCACGAUACAGACAAUAUUAUGGUGGCCAGUUCCGGCCAUAAUAUAGACAAUAUGGUAGCUAGUUCCGGACACAAUACAGACAAUAUGGUAGCCAGUUCUAGCCACAAUACAGGCAAUAUGAUAGUCAGUUCCAGCCACAAUACAGACAAUAUGGUAGCCAGUUCUAAUCACAAUACAGACAAUAUGGUAGCCAGUUCCAGCCACAAUACAGACAAUAUGGUAGCCAGUUCUAAUCACAAUACAGACAAAAUGGUAGCCAGUUCUAGCCACAAUACAGACAAUAUGGUAGCCAGUUUCGGUCACAAUACAGACAAUAUGGUAGCCAAUUCCGGCCACAAUACAGACAAAAUGGCAGCUAGCUCCAGCCAUAAUAUAGACAAUAUGGUAGCCAAUUUCGGCCACAAUGCAGACAAAAUGGUAGCCAGUUCCAGCCACAAUACAGACAAUAUGGUAGUCAGUUCCAGCUUCAAUAAAGACAAUAUAACAGCAGGUUAA